AUGCAGUCGAUUCGCCCCUGGUGGGCGUCACCGUUGAAGGGAAGGUAUUUGUCUUCAAGCACAGGAUCAUUAAUAUCACAGGCUAUUACGAGAACUAGACCUUCUCGGGUAACACGCGGGUAUUUAAUACCAGGGAGAUGGAGCAGUACGGCGUCGCCGGAGCAUGCGUUCCAACAUCGGCUUCAGGAAGUAAAGGAAUCAUGCCCGGACCCGUAUCCUCGUUUUGGAACCAGCAGCACUUCCGUUACCUGCUCGGAGUUUCGCUCCCGAUACAAUCAGUUAGCCAAUAAUGAAACAGUAGAAGUUGAUACAGUCACUGUAAAUGGUAGAAUCCGUACAUAUAGACUAGCCGGGAACAAAUUGAUAUUCUUCGAUAUCGUCCAAGAUGGCCAUAAAGUCCAAAUAAUGUGCAAUCUACGUCAGCUCGAUGAAGUCGACUCAAGCGCAUUCAAAAAGUUCUACCGUCUUCUUCGCCGUGGCGAUGCCUUCUCUAUCACAGGUAGACCACACCGCACAGGGAGAGGGGAGCUCACUGUUCUAGCAACCGAGCUACCUAAACUUCUCUCCCCAUGCCUACAUGAUGUUCCGGUCGAUGCGCGGGAGCAUGAGAACUCACCGUACGCGCGCCAUGUUCAGUUGCUCGCCGACAAAACUACGGUGGAUAUCAUCAAAGCCAGAUCGGCGAUCAUCCAAUACCUUCGCCAGUUCUUCGUGGAUCGGUCUUUUAUGGAAGUCAGCACCCCAAUCCUAAAUUCGAUCGCCGGCGGUGCGAGUGCUCGUCCUUUCUAUACCUCUGCGACGGAGUUUCCAGAGCGUCAACUAUCACUUAGAAUUGCGCCGGAGCUGUGGUUGAAGCGCCUGGUGGUUGGCGGAUUUGACCGGGUAUUCGAGAUCGGCCCUUCGUUUCGUAAUGAAGGGCUCGACAAAACGCACAAUGCCGAAUUCACAACGUGCGAGUUUUACCACGCAUAUUCUAACCUCGAGGACCUGAUGUCCACAACAGAGGCGCUAUUAUCCGGGAUGGCGAAACACAUCGAAGAGUUCAAUACAAGCGGCACUCUCACGCCAACGAAGGUGGACUUCACCGCACCUUUCCGCCGAAUCGACUUUAUAACUGGAAUCGAGGAAGGAAUCGGUCGCAAACUUCCUGAUCUCAUGGCCGCCGAUGCGGCGCAACAGGUCACCCAAACCUUCGAAGAUCUCUCUCUCGCGAUCCCGGAGAACCCUACUCUACCGCGUCUCCUUGACGAGCUCUGCAGUAUCUACGUCGAACCACAAUGCAUAAACCCAACAUUCAUCAUCAACCCUCCCGAAUGCCUGUCUCCACUAUCGAAGACAUUCACCCACCCAACGACAAACCAACGUGUGGCUGCACGCGGAGAACUCUUCAUUGAAGGACGAGAGGUCGUGAACACCUACGAAGAGGAGAACUCGCCGUUCGAGCAAAGACGCAAAUUUGAAGAUCAGCUACAGUACAGCAAAAAUGCUAAUGAGCCGGGGGAGAUCGACGAGGAGUAUCUUAGAGCGCUGGAAUGGGGUCUUCCCCCUACCGGUGGCUGGGGAUGCGGUAUUGAUCGCCUUUGCAUGCUAUUUACCGGCGCAAAGAGGAUUACGGAUGUUCUGUCCUUUGGCAAUUUGCGGAGUGUGACUCGCCGGUAA
Messenger RNA from Aspergillus puulaauensis, 1659 nucleotides. RefSeq names its product putative lysyl-tRNA synthetase. The record is from RefSeq and is a predicted model, not a curated record. Gene Ontology annotation, biological process: mitochondrial lysyl-tRNA aminoacylation. NCBI's taxonomy places the organism in Eukaryota, Fungi, Ascomycota, Eurotiomycetes, Eurotiales, Aspergillaceae. The transcript has 5 exons. Gene Ontology annotation, molecular function: ATP binding; lysine-tRNA ligase activity; tRNA binding. Bases 1 to 1659 code for a protein of 552 amino acids. Gene Ontology annotation, cellular component: cytoplasm; mitochondrion.